Molecule: messenger RNA, 2282 nt
Organism: Heterocephalus glaber (naked mole-rat)
Lineage: Eukaryota; Metazoa; Chordata; Mammalia; Rodentia; Bathyergidae
Gene: C1rl
Product: complement C1r subcomponent like
Biological process (GO): zymogen activation
Cellular component (GO): blood microparticle
Molecular function (GO): serine-type endopeptidase activity
Source: RefSeq, a predicted model, not a curated record
UGUUGGGCAGCAGGUGGCGCUCAACCCAACGAGUCCGGAGAGGGGAGCUCCGGAGUUACUCAACUCACUUCCAGUAACUUCCCCCGCGCCCCGCAGGCCCUUCCCCGGCCCCACCUCCUGUUCCCCGCCCGAGCCAAGUCCUCUCCGGGUUCCAGAUGUCGCGCUCCAGAUGGCUGGUCCCAGAGCGGGGAACUAUGCCUGGAGAAAGCCUUCCUCCACAGGCAGGAUGUGCUGGCUGCUGCUCUGGGGACUCCUCCAGGCGUGGCCCACGCGGGGCUCUGUGCUGCUGGCCCGGCGGCUACCCCAGCCGCUGACGUCUCCCGGGUACCCCGAGCCCUAUCCCAGAGGCCAGGAGAGCAGCACCCACAUCGCGGCUCCGAGGGGCUUCGCUGUGAGGCUGGUCUUCCAGGACUUCGACCUGGAGCCGUCCCCGGACUGCGGAGGGGACUCGGUCACAGUGAGCAGGGUCGCAGGCAGUGGGGUGCUGAGCCAGCUCUGUGGGCAGCAGGGCUCCCCUCUGAACAGCCCUCCUGGUCAGAGAGAGUUCACGUCCUCCGGGAGGAGUCUGCAGCUGACCUUCCGGGCACGUGCUUCCUCCCAGGACCAGCCCACCCACCUCCACAGGGGCUUCCUGGCUGUCUACCAAGCUGUGGCUCCGAGCUGCGAGCCCCUCAGCGAGGCCGGUGGGGGCUCUGCGGCCACCUCCACACCCGGAGCCACCCCUUCUGAGAUCCAGAGCAGCUGCCGGGAGCCCUACUACCAGGAGGUGUCAGCUGGGGCGCUCUGCUGCCCAGUCCAGGGGAUCUGGAAGGACAGACAGGACAGGCAGGAGGGUCCGCACUGCGUGCCUGCUGUCUCUCCGCCCCCUCUCCCAGUGUGUGGACGGCCGGUCACUCCCAUGGCCCAGCAGCCAGAGACCCUGGGCUCCUCCAGAGCUCCACCGGGCAGCUUCCCCUGGCAGGCCCUCACAGUGGGCCGUGGCCGCGGCGGAGGGGCGCUCCUGGGUGACAGGUGGGUCCUCACGGCGGCCCACACCCUCUACCCCAAGGAUAGCGCCUCUCUCAGGAAGAACCCGCAAGUGGACGUGUUCCUGGGCCACACACAUGUAGAUGAGCUGCUGCGGCAGGGGAGCUACCCCGUGCGCCGGGUGGCCGUGCACCCCGACUACCGCCAGCAUGAGCCCCACAACUUCGACGGCGACAUCGCCCUGCUGGAGCUGGAGCACCGCGUGGCCCUGGGCCCGCAGCUCCUCCCCGUCUGCCUGCCCGACACCGAGACCCUGUACCGCAGUGGCCGCUGGGGCCACGUCAGCGGCUUCGGCGUGGACCUGGGCUGGAUGAGCUCAGAGCUGAAAUGGUCCAGGCUGCCGGUGGCCCCCAGGGAGGCCUGCGAGGCCUGGCUCCGGGACAGGCAGCGCGCAGAGCUGUUUUCCCACAACAUGUUCUGCGUGGGGGAGGAGCUGCAGGCCAGCGGGGUCUGCCAGGGCGACAGUGGCAGUGUCUACGUGGUGUGGGACGGUCGUGCCCGCCGCUGGGUGGCCACGGGCAUCGUGUCCUGGGGCGUCGGGUGCGGCAAGGGCUACGGCUUCUACACCAAAGUGCUCAACUACGUGGGCUGGAUCAAGGGCGUGAUGGGUGGCAAGGGCUGAGCGUGGACACGAGGGCGGGGACCGGCCAGAGCGGCAGACACUGAGUCAAGAGGGCUGGGAGUGAAGAGCAGCCCCUCCAGCCACUGCUGCAGCCAGGCACCUGCCAGGGAGACCCUCCUGCCUCAGCCUAUACCCUCCCAGCGGGGAGCGGCAUGGACGGCCCUGUCCCCUCCCCUCUGCCUUCGAGCCUGUUUGCACCAGGGAAGCCCUGCUCAGCUGAGCAACUGUCACCUGCCAGUCUUUUCCAGACCCAGCUGGGGAACAGACGCCUUCUCACCCCGUUCCGGUGGCGCGUGGAGGAAGUCUGUGGUAUUUUGUGUCUGAAGUGUCCAAAGGGCCUUUAAUUGACCUUCAGAUAUUCGGGCUGCUGGCUCUUCACCUACCUCAAGCCCUUCAUGCAAUGGUAGUCACAGCUGCUGCUUUGUUUUAUGCCUUCACAUGCAGGUUCUUCUCGUGUUGUUCCACUUCCUCCUGCGCGUGUUUGCAGAGGAUGCAUUUUAUCCACGUCUCACAGACGAGGACGCUGCAGCUCGGGGAGACACAGGGACUUGUGACAGUGUCCUCUCUCCUUGCCCUGCAGACACCUCGGCCCCAGUACUGGGCCGGGACUCCCCACAGACUCACCAGUUGGCGC